AUGCACUGGAUGUCUGGGACUCUAUUUUGGGCUAAACACAAAACCAGAGCCUCUCGCUCAACAGGAACAGCCAUCUACCUCGAGAACGAAAGAAACACAAGACACAACCGACGCCGCACAUGGUCCCUCCCACCCAGACCAUGCGACGCCUCCGAGACAUCAACAAUAAGCGAUAGAGGAGAUAUCCAGCACCUGCACCGCGUCGAGUCAUGCCAGGGAUACCCGCAGCUGCGGUGUAUUCGGUGUGGCGGCGUGCGUUCGCGCGACUACCACGCUCGCCACUUUGAUGACCCUGUCAAGAACCCGUCUGUGGGUAUUUGCUCGCGCGAGCGCACGAGGUGUGCCUGGGCGAAAUCAAAUCCGGAGCCGGAGUUGAUCAAGAUCGCUGAUACUAGGGCUGUUGGUACGGCUGUUCCUGGGACUGAUAAUAAGGCUGCCACUGGGAAUAGGAUUGAGACUGUGUCAAGGGCGGUGCAGGCGCCGCUGUUAGAUAUUCAUGAACUACCAGAUACCUCUGCAGAUACAAUGGACACGAAAAGCUGUUGUUGA
This is a messenger RNA of Aspergillus versicolor CBS 583.65, 549 nucleotides long. RefSeq lists its product as uncharacterized. The record is from RefSeq and is a predicted model, not a curated record. The coding region runs from base 1 to 549 and encodes 182 amino acids. NCBI's taxonomy places the organism in Eukaryota, Fungi, Ascomycota, Eurotiomycetes, Eurotiales, Aspergillaceae. The transcript is spliced from 2 exons.